GAAAUGGUUCCCAACAUGGCGGGCUAUGUUGAAUUUCUAAGAAGGUUUCUUAUAUUUUUUGUUGCCUUUCUUUGUUUAUCAUCAGCGACUGUGCCUAAGGAUCAGCAAAGAAAGAUUACCAUUAAAAGUAUACCAUGCCCAACAAGUAUAACAGAGUGCAGUAACACAACUUACAUCAUUCAUGUUAUUGCUGAGAGUACAGAUAAACAGAAUUCCAUGCACUAUCUUUGGUCUGUCAUUGGUUCUCCAACUAUUAUUGCAGCUUACUUUGACAGUACAGAUGUUAAUGUAUCAAUUGAUUGGAACCAUGUCUUGAAUAACAAUUCCACAAUGGGAAUUACGUUUACACAAACAAGUCUUCACGUCACAGCACUUGUUAUUCCAGCUAUUUAUGAGUUUCAGGAUAAAAAAGAUGAACUGUUUUACACUGAGAAAGAUGUUGUGAACACUAUUGUGAAACAUGGCUUCCAGGAUGAGGUAACACACUGGGAAGAACCUGAAAUUGAUCACAAAAACAAUGUGACAACUUUUAGAGGGAAAAUGUUGGGAGGAACAGUUAUUUUUCAGUGCAAUGCAUCAGCAAUCAAGGACAGAGAGUCAAUAUUGCCACAUCAACAAUUUUCCAGCAAUUCUACAGUUUUUACACUGACACUUCACAAGUUAACAAAUCUCCAACACAAAGGGCAUACUCGAUUUAUAUUUGAAUUGGUCUCAUUUUCUGAGGAUGACAGCUCCACUUGUGUUAUAGCUCAAAAGUCUCUUGAUGAUGAACACACUCCAGCUGUUUUUAAAACCAUUGUCAUCAACAGUACACUUGGCAGUCAUUCAUCAUACAGUGCAUGGAAACCUGUAGCCUACCUGAAAGAGUCAAGGAAACUAAGUAACCAAGUCCCUUCUUUUUCAUAUUUUGGCAAUCAGCAUCGGUUUAUCAAUAAUAAACAGUGUCAAACUCUCCCAUCAUCAUCCUCUACAGAAGACUUCAUCAGCAUAGUUUCACAUCUGAAGGGGAACUUCAUAUCAAGUCAAAUGAAUAUUUCCUUUGGACAACAAAAAGAUGGCUGGUAUGAUGGCCCAGAGGGUUCCAGAUAUCUCACAUG
Molecule: messenger RNA, 1097 nt
Organism: Pocillopora damicornis (cauliflower coral)
Lineage: Eukaryota; Metazoa; Cnidaria; Anthozoa; Scleractinia; Pocilloporidae
Product: glycosylated lysosomal membrane protein B
Cellular component (GO): lysosome
Source: RefSeq, a predicted model, not a curated record